UUGAAACCAACCCUAAGCUCUUUUUUAUCUCUGCCUUAAAGGUAGCCCCGAUUAUUGCUGAUUUAAGUAUCGGAGUGUCUACCCCGAGUUCCACCUCGGGGCUUUGCAGGUCACUUCGGAGUACAAGCGCGGACUGAAGAAGGACUUCGGGUUUGGUGCAAUUACAUUAGCGCCGUCUGUGGGAAACAAACUGAAAGCUUUCUAGUUGCUCUUCCAUCAUGGUUCACACUCGAUCAGUCCGAGCUGGCAAUUCAUCUCUGCCUCAUGGGCAAGGUCAACCACACAACAACCUUCCACCUCCGAUCCCACCUCAAGCCCUACCUCAGCUUCCACCUCAGGUCCCAACUAUAUUCCCUCUUGUUGAUCAUGCAGAAGGAGGAGAUGAAAACCAACCUCAUGCCUCAGCUCACAAUUCUACUUCCACUGCCAACCAAGACGUGGUGACAGCUCAGCUUGCUGCCAUGCAGCAGCAGUUUGGUGUUUUUCAGUUAGUAUUAGUUCAGCUUCUAGUUAGAAAUAAUCCUAGUGAUCCCCUCAUUAAUUUAUUAAACCCCGCUCAACAACCCCCAAUUCCACAACAAAACCCCCAACCGAUUCAACCUACUCCUGCUGUUAGUGAAUCCCAAGGUCAAUCCCACAUAGCACCUGCUCAGCAACCCAUCCCAGAUGAUGUCACCCGACGUCUCGAUAGCUUGGAAAAGCUAGUAGCUGAACACCGAGGAUCCGAUGAUCACCUGCAUGCUUUCUACUCUUGCAUGCAAGCUCAGAACGCCUCUGACGCGCUGAUGUGCAAAAUCUUCCCCUCUACUCUACGAGGUAAUGCUCGAACUUGGUAUUAUAGUCUACCCCCGAGGUCAAUUAGCUCUUACACAGAGAUGGCAUUUGCAUUUGCCACUAAGUUUUCCAGUAGAAGGUUGAUUAGGAAAACUACCACUGAAUUGAUGCGAGUUAAACAGAGGGACGAAGAGUCUCUAAAGAACUACAUGAGCAGGUUCAAUGAUGCGGUGUUGGAGGUUAGUUCCUUCGACCAAGCUGUGGGUAUUGCAGCUGUAAUUUCUGGUCUCAAGCAUGAUAGGUUCAGAGAUAGUUUGAUCAAACAUGCUGCCACCACCUUCAGCGAGGUGAAUGAUAGGUCUCUCAAAUUUAUAACUGCUGAGGAAUACGCCUUGGCACAAAACCCACAUUCCUCUAAGAACCAGAACCCAGAAUGGAGAGAUGACAAUCCGAGCCGGAAAAGGAUGAGGAUGGCGCAGAACCGAGGUCCGAUGUUGACCUCCCCAACGAGAUUCGGAAGGAUGAACUCAACUCCCCCGCAACAACCUACAGUCGAGACCAUACCAGAUAUUGGAAUGCUGAAUGAGUAUGGACAACGAGCUGAACAGCCAAGAUUUGUUAGAGAACAGAGGCCGCAGCCUCAAGGAGCCCGCAAUCCCCCAAAUAGGCAAGGUGUGGGAUAUCAACAAACCCCACUUCCACUCCCACCACCUGCUAGAAUCAUACAUAUGAUUACGGGAGGCCUUGAAGCAGGUGGACUGAGCUCUAAGCAGCGAAAGCUGUAUGUCAAGGAGGUUAAACAUCAAAAUCGAGCUCAGAAGCGGAAGAUUGACGAUGCUGAAUGGAAGAAUCAACCAAUUACUUUCACAUCUGCUGAUCUUGAUACAGUUGUUACACCCCACAAUGAUCCUUUGGUCACUUCUGUCAUGAUUAACAACUGUGAAGUACAACGUGUCCUUGUUGACACCGGGAGUGCACCAGACAUAAUGUAUUUCCACUGUUUCAAGAGUCUGGGAUUAGAUCCAGCUCUGUUACAGAAGUAUAAUGGUCCUAUCUAUGGUUUCAACAACCAGCCUGUUUCAGUAGAAGGAGUUCUUACUCUCCAUGUGGCUUUUGGAAGUGGCAGAACCUAUGUAACCCCGUCGGUCCGGUUCCUAGUCGUCAAAAUGGCGUCCUCUUUCAACAUUGUUAUUGGUCGACCCACAUUGACCGAAAUCCGAGCUGUGGUUUCCCAAUCUCACCUCUGCAUAAAAUUCCCCACUCCUAUGGGAAUAACAACAUUGCGAGGAAACCAGGAGGUGGCCAGACACUGUUAUAUCACCUCGGUAACACAACCCAUGAAGGACAAAGCUCAGACUCCCGAAACCAUUCCCCAGCAAAUUUCUGAUAAUCAGCAAGUUAUGGGUGUUGAGAUCGUAGAUAAUCGACCAGAAGAUGAAACCAAAGCUGCUCCGGUCGAAGAUGUUGAAGAAGUGCUCGUUGAUGACAGAGAUUCGAGCCGAAAAACGCAGAUCGGAACUAGAUUGAACCCGGAGGAGAGAGCAGAACUGAUAGCUUUUCUCCGAGCUAACAAUGAUGUAUUUGCGUGGGCUUCGGCAGAUAUGCCAGGAAUUCCAACUUCAGUAUGUCAACAUAAGCUCAGUACCAACCCGUUGAAGAAACCAGUAGCCCAGAAGCGGCGUCUCUUCGGGGGGGAGAGGCUUCAAGCUGUUAAAGAAGAGGUAGAGAAACUCCUACAAGCUGGUUUUGUCCGGAAAGUUGAUUACUGUGAAUGGUUGGCUAACCCAGUUCUAGUGAAGAAGGCCAAUGGCAAAUGGCGAAUGUGUAUUGAUUACACAAAUCUCAACAACACCUUAGGCUUCAGGCUGUUAAAGAAGAGGUAGAGAAACUCCUACAAGCUGGUUUUGUCCGAAAAGUUGAUUACUGUGAAUGGGUGGCUAACCCAGUUCUGGUGAAAAAGGCCAAUGGCAAAUGGUGAAUGUGUAUUGAUUACACAAAUCUUAACAACGCCUGCCCCAAGGAUUGCUAUCCAAUGUCAAGCAUUGACAAACUAGUUGAAGCGGCUUCAGGCAAUGAGAGGUUGAGCCUCUUGAACGCAUACUUGGGGUAUCACCAGGUGCCAAUGGCUCUAGAAGACAAAGAGAAAACCGCGUUCUAUGCUGGUGAUGAAAUUUAUUGUUAUGUCAUGAUGCCGUUUUGCUUGAAGAAUGCAGGUGCUACUUAUCAGAAAAUGGUGACCAUUGUCUUCCACGCUCAGAUUGGCAAAAAUCUGGAAGUAUAUGUCGAUGACAUUGUGGUAAAAAGCCUCAAAGCAGAAGACCAUCUCGCCGACCUCGACGAAACCUUUAACAACCUCAGAAAGAACAGGAUGCGGUUAAAUCCAGCCAAGUGCAUUUUCGGAGUGGAGUCCGGUAAAUUUCUAGGUUUCAUGGUGUCCCGAAGAGAGAUUGAGGUCAAUCCAGAAAAGAUCAGAGCAAUUGCCGAGAUGGAACCGCCGAAGUCAAUUAAAGAUAUACAGAGGUU
Molecule: messenger RNA, 3297 nt
Organism: Rubroshorea leprosula
Lineage: Eukaryota; Viridiplantae; Streptophyta; Magnoliopsida; Malvales; Dipterocarpaceae
Source: the annotation of a GenBank genome assembly